GCUGAUGCCAUUUCAAGAGGUGAGAACAAGUACCACGUUGAGAUUAAACUCUGUGAAAAUGCUGAUCAAGUUGUAGCAGUUGGUUCCAAGCUGGCUGAAGCUUUCUCAGGUUAUCUUCGGUCUUGUGGAAAGGAUCAAGAUGUGCUCAGUUUUACCCCAGGCAUCUUCUCUGAGUUUUCUGGUGUAAAGCAAGCCACUGAAGAAAGAAAAACAUUCAGUGUUUUAGUGUUUGGACGUGAUGAAAUUGAAAACUUUCAGCUCAAAGGAUAUGACAUUGCUGCUCGCGCCAUUGCUAAGUUGAAAGACGAGCCACAGCCCUAUAAGCUCUUGUUUGUUGGAUCUCCAAGUGGCGAAGUUGAAAAAGUAAAAGAUUUGUUACUCCAGCAAGGCAUUGAUCGCAGUCAACUAACUGUGCGUUGUUUUAAUGAAAGCAGAGAGCAGCUAGUUCGGUUGUUUUGUGAGGUAGAUCUUGCUAUAAUGCCAUCACGAACUGAGGGCUUUGGUCUAGCUGCCCUUGAGGCUUUAUCUGCUGGUCUGCCUGUGCUGGUCAGUGGGAACUCUGGCCUUGGCGAGGCUUUGAAGAAAGUUCCGUUUGGCCUUGGGUUUGUUGUGGAGUCAGAAGAUCCUAGAGAUUGGGCCCAGGCAAUCAAAGGUGUCUGUCACAAAGACGGAGAGAUACGACUUAGAGAGUGUGAAGUUGUAUGUGCAGCAUAUGCAGAAAAGUACAGCUGGAAGGACCCGUGUUAUAAACUUGUUGAAGGGAUGAAAAGUAUCACUUUAGAAGGUAAGUCUAAACAGUUCCAUGCAUGUAUUGCCCAUAAGCCUUCUUAACAGUAGACUAAAAAUUCCGUACGAGAAGGAGAUGCAAUUUAAAAAAUUAAUAGUAAAAUUAAUUUAAGAAAUGAGGAAAGAAUGAAAAAAGAUUAAAACCAAGUUUGAAGCCCUCCAAAAAUAAGCUCCUCAAAAAGGGCCUUUGAAAAAUACAAGCCCCGGGGCUUAUUUUCGGAAUUUUACGGUAAAUUGCCUCAAACAAUGGUUUUUGCCAAAAUCUUGUGUGUCGAAUAUUAGAGAGACCGGUUUGAACCAAAAACUAUUAAAAUAUUUAAUUUAAUCUCAAGCCCUAAGGGUCUUGAACCUUCACUAUCGCUGUUCCAGACCCCUGGAACAGUUUUCCAGACAACAUCCGUUCAUGUGACAGUUUAAAGCACUUUUAAAAGUCUGCGUAACUUUCAUUGUUGAUGAUGAAGAAUAUUUUCCUAUAAUAUCAUGGCCAAAUCACGGCUAAAUCUUUAUUCUUUCAUUUCUUUUGCUGUGGUCAAGUUUCGGAAGAAAUACCAUCCCCCUAGGGAGAGCAACGGAAAUUCCAAGGGAAGGGGGUUUCUAAAGGAAGCAAUUUCUGAGGGGGUCGGUGUGGCUUUUCGAGGUUAUUUUUUCCGGGGGUUACGAGUAAGAUUGGUGAGUUAGUUAAAACUAACAGCUGUUCUGUUGAGAAAGCUUGGACAAAUUUAAUAAGAAAGUAAGGAACGAAAUGAAUUCUAGUAGUUGUAGUCAUCAUCGUCAAAAUGCCCUACAGUAAAACCCGCGUAUAAGAACCUAGAUUUUAAGAACCUGUUAGGUUAAGAUUUCCCAUUUAGACCCCUUUUACAUAAGAACCUGUUUUAGCCUACAAUUUUCUAACAAGUUUUUAUUUUGAGGAAUUUAGUCAAACACUGAAUACACAAAUUUAAUAGAACAAGCUCUACCAGUCAGGAAAAUGUAUAAAAUUCAUAAAUGGCUUAAACAUGCUUGGAUUAAGGAGAUUUCUAUAACGUAUUAUGCAUGCAAGACCAAAAAUAGGCCCAAAAUAAGCCACACCCACCAAUGACAAACACCUUAUUUAUUUUUAAAAAUAAGAACCUGAGUCGCCUAAUUUUCCGGUUAGCACCAUUUUUAUAGGAACGUUCUUACCCUAGCUUGGAAAAACAUAGCUUCUUAUACGCGGGUUUUUACUUUAUCGGGACAACAAAUCUUUCAAGCUAAAACGGUCUAUCAAAUCAUUAUAAAUUCGUCGAUCUGGAUGAGCAUGGAUGCAUAAAAUAGAUAGGUACGCUGUUCUAUACUUACAAAUGGAGGAGUUGUACAGAUUUUCACCAAUGUCCACCAUGCUGAACAACAAUUUCGACAACAUAUCGGUGCAACCGGUAGCAUCGGCUCCUGUCAAAAUUUAAUACUGGACUUUUGGCCUAAAUGGGUUGUUGAUUGAUGCCCCGAGGUUGUUAACCAUUUACAAAAACUUCUGGAAAAUUCGGUUUAAAAGUAAAUGGAACACCACUUUUCGGGUCGUAUCAGAGGAAAAUUUCCACGAGCAAGGGAACGUCUGAAAAGGUAGUUCUGUUAUUCCUGACGGAAUAUUCCAAACGAAGAUUCGUGUUCCAAUUCUUCAAAGCCAUCUUUCAUACCAGUACGUUCCAGGCGUUCGCGCCCUUUUUGCGGUGAAUGGAACUGACUUGUACAAAUAGUAAACGCCGGCGAUUCCAGGACGAAAUUUUCCAGACUUGAAUUUUGCUCCUUGCCCAAACCUUGAACCAACCAGUUUGCCCAUGUGAAUAUGAAUGGUAAACAACCAGGCUUUCCCACAUGUGGAAGCUUUUGAAAGGGAAGUUAGCAAGCGGUAAAGACCUAGGCGUUGAUGUUGUUGAUAUUUGUUUGCUGGCAUUUUCUUUCUCUUGAAAGAUGCUGCCGUUGCAUUCAGAGGAACACGAAUUGAAGUGUCAUACGAUAUGUUCACUGGAGAGCACCAUGUAACACCAUCAAAUGAGGUCAGUCACUGUACCAGAGAACCCUAUAGACACAUUGAAGAAUCUAAAGUAUGGUUCAGAUUAGAAAAUAACAAGGUUACUAAAUUCUGCUUCACACAUUUCUUCGUUGUUUGUGUUGAUACUUUUCUCUGCCGUUUUCAGCUAAAUGGUCAGCACAAGAUGUGCAGCGAACGUGAAUGCUCCAGAGUUAAAUUUCGUUUUCACGCCCCGAUUAUUUCAAUCAAAUCAGACAAACUAACCAAGAUGUAGUUGGUUUAAGGAGAUCAAUGUGAGAGUAGUACAGGACGUUAGUAUAGGACAAAAAAUAACAUACGUAAUUCGCAUAUAACGAGCAAUGUUUAUCACACCACCAGCAGAGUCUUUCUUUCGCUUGCCUAAUUUAGUGUAGUCGAGAAAGACUCGACAUGAAUCGAGUAAGAUCUUUGUUGAGCAUGCGCAGCUUGUUGCCAGGAUAAAUUGUCGAUUCCAGCCCUAAUAACCGUGCGCUUUUUUCAGUGGGCUCGGUUAUGACCAUUGGUUUAUCAAUAAACGGAUGCGCGCACUCCAGUAAACCAGUUUCUCAUACACAAUUUGUAUGGUCCAGUUCUGUUACUGACCUGCAAGUACGUUUUUGUACCCCCUGCCCCCUAAUUGAAGAUGCGAUGUUCCUGUGACAUUAAUCAGAGUAAGGGAAGUCAUUACGGGCCGUAAAUUUUUUUGGUGGGGGUGGGGGGGAGAAGGGAAGAAAUAUGUUAAAUGUUAAUUUUGGUUGGCGAUUGCAGUGUAUGUUGGCCAACGCUGUUGUCCUUGUUUUUUUUAUGGAGAUUACACAUGUUCAAUUGUAAUAGCACAGGUUGUCAAAGUCGGAAUAUGACAUAAUGUACAGUAAUUGUAAUAGUUAUGCAGCAGUCAGAAUGACAACGAUUUUUAUGGGAAAAAUGGAUUGGCAUUGGUUGAAAAAAAAAAGCCUUUGCUAUAAUAGACAGUUUGGGUGAAUUUUGCUUUAUAUAUAAUUUAGUGAAGUUAUGCUACUUUUCUUUUCAGGAUUUGUCAUCCUUUCCUGGCAAUUUAGGAUCCAUUUCCUCCAGGAAGUUGAGAGUUACUCUAUUAAGCACUGAACGGAGAUUAACGAAAGGAGGCUUGUCAACCAUCAACCGAGAGCUAGCCAUUCAGUUGGCAAAACAUCCCAGCUUGGAGGUCAGCGUUUAUCUCCCUCAGUGCAGUGAAGAGGAUAAACGAGUCGCUGCUAGUCACAAUGUCCAUCUCAUUGAAGCAGAGGAAAUGCCAGGUUAUGACCCGCUUGACUGGCUGUCCUUUUUACCAAAAGAUCAUGCUGUGGACUUUGUGAUAGGACAUGGGGCUAUUCUUGGUCGGCAACUGCAGAUGAUCAAGCGAAUUCAUCCUCACUGCAAGUGGAUUCAGGUCGUCUAUACCGCUCCAGAAGAACUUGGAAUGUACAAAGGAUACGAAGAAUGCAUUUCCAAGAAACACCAGGUUGAGGUUGAACUCUGUAAAUUGGCUGAUCAAGUUGUAGCUGUUGGACCCAAGCUGGCUGAAGCUCUCUCAGGUUAUCUCCGUCCUUGUGGAAAAGAUCAAGAUGUUCUCGAUCUUACCCCAGGCAUUUUCUCUGAAUUUGCUGAUGUAAAGCAAGCCACUGAAGAAAGAAAAGCAUUCAUUGUUUUAGUGUUUGGACUUGGUGAAAAUGAAGACUUUCAUUUGAAGGGAUAUGACAUUGCUGCCCGCGCUAUUGCCGAGUUGUACGCCGAGCCACAGCCUUAUAAACUCUGGUUUGUUGGAGCUCCAAGUGGAGAAGAGGAAAAAGUAAAGCAUUUGUUUCUUGAGCAAGGCAUUGAUCGCAGUCAACUAAGGGUACGUUGUUUCCCUGAAAGAAGAGAGCAGUUAGCCCGGUUGUUUUGUGAAGUAGAUCUUGCCAUAAUGCCAUCACGAACUAAGGGCUUUGGUCUAGCUACCCUUGAGGCUUUAUCUGCUGGUCUUCCUGUGCUGGUCAGUGGGAACUCUGGUCUUGGCGAGGCUCUGAAGAAAGUUCCAUAUGGUUCAAGUUGUGUGGUGGAAUCAAAAGAUCCCAGCGAUUGGGCCAAUGCAAUAAGAGCUGCUUGUCACAAAGACAGGAAGACUCGACUCAAAGAAAUUGAGAUCAUACGCGAAGCUUGGGAAAAAGUGUACAAGUGGGAGAAACAGUGUGAGAAACUCGUUGAAAGAAUGGUACAAGUAAAUAUCACUCUAGGUAAGUUUAAGCAGUUACUUAUAUGUACUCACCACUGUCCAUAAACCUUUGUAAUGGUGGACUCAAAAUUUCUCACAAGAAGGAGAUACAAAAGCAAAACAAAACAAACAAAAAUUUCUCAAAAUAGACAAAAAGAAAAAGAAAAAGAAAGAUUAAAGUAGCAUAGGAGGGACCGGUUUUUGAAGUGGAAUCUCAUUAGUUUGAAGUGGCAUAAAUUAAUGCUAGUGACAUUAAGAUAGGGUGAUGUUAUAGUUUAUUUUAACUUGUCUAUGAGCAAGUGACGUCAGAAUACGGGUUGACGUCAUCAAAAUAAUGUUGAGAUCAUAAUCUAUAGAUGGAAAAGUGAUAUCAUGUCCCUAUUUGGUCAUGAUGAUGACAUAGUUAUUCAGGUAAGAUGAUGUCUGAGUUUAUUUUUUAUCAUGUGCGUCAUAUCCUUAUCUGGGUAUGAUAAUGUCCAAGUUGUGUUUUGAUUGGUAAACACCUUUACCGGUUAGUCCUCUUUUUUUGCGGGGAAUCUCAUUAUCUUGCGGACGAAUACAUUAACGCCGAUGUCGUCAUAACCUUUUGUCUUUAUCUCAUGAGCAAAAUGCGCAGGAAUCUCAAAAAGGUAAGGUCGUGUGCUAUUUUUAGUUGGUUUAGGUUUUCUAGUUACUUGAAGGUCGAUAAACUUCUUCGUUUUCACUGGUUAAUUCAUACUCUCUGAGGAGUAAAGUCAAACUUGUCUGUGACUUAAAACACUGAGACGUGACGUAAUUAUGCAAAUCCUAUUUCCUGCGGCUGUGAUUGUCCUAGUUCAGGUUCACUGAUUUUUGGCGGCAAAUCGUGUUAAUUACUUUAAAACAUUGUUAGUAUUUGCAAGAGCGUUCCUUCAGAGGGUACUUCAACCAACUAGCAAUUAGAUUUCGCAAAGGUUGGUAUAAAAUGUUCGUUCUAAUAUAGGGAAUAAUUAAAAAACUUUGUUCUUACAGAGAAGCGAAACCACUUAAAUCCAGUGGGUUUCAGGCAAUCAUAAGCUAAUGAUGAUGUUGAUAAUUUCAGUUACGUUACGUACAGAAACCAUAUUUGUUUUCUAACACGGUUCCAAAAGAAAUAAAUAAACAGUUACACAAAACAGUAAUUUACUGUUUUGUGUUCUAUCCCGGUUCCAGAGGUUCUCGUUUGUAUUUCCCAAUCAAAUAAUUACAAGGUCGCGAAAAUUCAGUCACGAGGCGACAAUAGAAUGUGCUGCUUUUCCACACAAAUUAUUAUCCAAGAGAAAAAUAUACUUUCAUUAACGCCAACAUCGAAGUCAUUAACACUAUCUUGAAAGUCAAUAGGGACAACAGACAAACAUUAAAGUUCAAACACUAUUUAUUAACAUUUUACGACACUGUUUGCAAUUCAAUAGCAUUCCUGGGUAACCUUAGGAUGGAUAAGACAAACAAUAAUGCGCUUGUACAAUCAUUUGAGCUUUCUUUAGAUUUAAUAAUACACAAAAAUUGAUUUUCAAUUAAACAAUAGAAAUUCAAACAAAUUUGGCCUGAAUUUCAGCCCAUUAUAUCGCUCAAUAACCUCUCUAUUUAAACAUUUUGGCAGGCAGGUUUAUGAAAUGGUAACCCUCAGCACAUUUGACUUCGGUCACAAUGUCUACGUUUCUGCGCAGAGCUUCAGGCACUUCAGGUGUUGUGUUCGAACUCCCCUAGUGGGAUGCCUAGGGCUUUGGCCUUGUUACGUCUAUAGAUUUCCGGACGCGAGAUAUCGGCCUUGAUUGUUGCCUUCAGACGGCUUUUAUACCUGUUCCAUGAUGUCGAGAGGGGGUAGGGGGAGCAUAAGGGCUGGGGAAAUGGCCGAAUCUUCGUGCGGCUGGCACUCUGUCAUACGCAAAGAUCACCCACCUUGUUGGGAUCCACAUUUGUCCUUGCCUGUACCAGGAAGAAACCGAAACGCGCAGCUUUCACUACACCAACAGCUUGAUAGGUGAUAUUGCCAUGGUCAUAUCCGUCUUAAAAAUCUCGUCCUUGUUGGCCGUACGCCCCCUUUCCCUGUCGCGCCCUACCAUGAAUACAUGUACUGGCCGUCCAAAUGGUGACAAAUAGCCGCAAUCGUCGACGAACAGAAAUUGGCGCAGUACAGGGUGGUUUUUUCAACCAGGCAGCGUAAAAAUUGAGGCCAAUUUUUUGGAAUUGUUAUUGUUUAAUUGAAAAUCAAUUUUUGUGUAUUAAAUGUAAAGAACGCUCAAUUGAUUGUACAGGCGCAUUAAUGUUUGUCUUUUUUAUCCUAAGGUAGUCCAGGAAUGCUGUUGAAUUGCAAACAGUGUCAUAAAAAUGGUAAUUAAUAGUGUUUGAACUUUAAUGUUCGUAUUUUGACCCUAUUGACUUUCAAGAUGGUGUUAAUGACUUCGAUGUUUGCGUUAAUGAAAGUAUAUGUUUCUCUUUUGUAUGCCGAAUGACUUAUAUGAAUGCUCAAAAGUGUUAUUGAAUGUUGAUUAAAAUGCAAAAAUCGUUAUUGAAUCUGAUUUAUGCGCAAAUAUUCGUAUUUUCGCGCUAAUAAAUGUAUCUUCGCACUAUUGGUUGCCGUUUUACGCAAGUGAUUGCGUAUUUUCUCGUAAUGAACAGCAAAAGGUGUAUUAAUGGUUUCAAGACUGUGUGUCUCCUAAAUGAAGUUCAUACCACCGUAGGGAGCAAAGUCAGACGUAACGUGUAGUUCUGGUGUGAACCAUCUAACCUUUCUUUCACCUUUUUGCUUUGUUUUGUUUCGUUUCGUUUUUGUGGCUGUUGUGCUUACUUAUUGCAUAAAUUAUGCAAUAAUGUGCACACCGCUACUAUGCAAUAGUGGGCCAAGGCUCCAUAAGUACUCCAUAUAGUAUGAAUUAUGACGUAGUGCGUAUAACUUUUUGUUUUUGAGGUUUGUUUUUAACUAGCGUGUUAUCACUGUAUUUGAUUUCCGGACUUCAGUAAAUACUACCGUCACCUGCUGUGUGUUAUUGGCCGGACCAUUGUCUUUGCUUUUUUUCAGAUUUGUUCAAUUGUAGGCUUAAUCUUGAAUCUUUUAUGUCUUUAAGAACCCCGGGGGCCCUCUGAAAACGAGGCCAGAAACCUUGAUAGCGAUGAUGAAGAGAGGGACUGUGGCAGAAAGAGGUUUUCAGAGGGAGGAUAUCCGGUGCAACAAGAAACCAACAAAGACAUAUCAAGGGAACCAGCAACUAGCAGGUAAGAAACAAGAAAAAGCCUAUUCCGCGGAUUCUGGAUUGUUUUGAAUUACACUGACGUACAUUUUGACCGCUUUAACUAGUGUUUUGUGUGAUACCUCAGUUGACCAUAGGCAUCAUUUUUUAUUGUUUUUCAUAAUUUAAUUCCUUUGAAUGCUGUACUUUGCCGUAAAGGCCCCGAAAUUAACAGGUGUACGCGGAAAAAAUAGGGAUCAUUUCGGGUGAGGAUCAUUUCUGGGUAGAUUUUAGAAUUUAGGUAGAUUUCGUAGCUGAUAAAGUCGCACAUAAGCCGAUUUAUAGUUCUACAUUCGAGGUAUAUCUCCAAGUUGCCUUGCAGCACGUUAUUCUUGGUUCGCACACUACGAACAGUUUGUCCACUGAAAAAAAAUAUUUGUCAAUCACGUUCUUGAAAUGCCCUGUCUUCAUCUACAUCCAUAACUUGCAUAAUCCUAAUCAGGACAGUUUGCAAGUAAGAUAUAAUGGGGGACAAAAUAAUUCCUUACUAAGGGAAGGAGUUCAGAGCUGACUUAAACAACUUGGUGAGAGGGGGUGGGAGCGGUGGGUUCGGGGCAGGGUCUGGUUCUUAUAUUUAGUCGAGCUUGCUUGAGCAGAGCGAGACUCUUCAAAUGCAGUCGUUUUUAACUCGUGGGUACGCGCGAGCGUACCACGAGUUAUUGCAGGGACUGAGAUAUGCAAAUGAGUCACUCACUCACUCGUAGUAGACGCACUUCGUAAUUAAUCGGGUCCGAACUCGAGAGCGCGAAGAUCUAUCGUUUCCAAAGAAGCACGCGCUCGCCGAAGUUCGGUAGCAUCAAAUUCCUCGCUGCGAGCGUGCAUCGUGCGCUACAGCACGGUUAGGAUAGAGGUCUUACCAAAUUUAAGACAGGCAAGAAUCUUUCAAAUUAGUACGAUUCAAAAGCCUUUGACCCGUCCAGGCGUUAAACUUGACAAGAAGAUGAGCAUUUGCUCUUCGACUCCUUCAACUUUGACGCUGGCUUAAUCUCCUACCUUGUAGUACUGUAGUAGGUUAUGUGUAUGAAUGAAUGUAUGAACACGGACUGCGGACUACGGACUGUGGACUGAGUAUAAAAUACGGACUAUAAAAUACGGACUGGUGAAAUGUAUGGUAAAUAAAGGCACUUCUUCUUCUUCUUCUUCUUCAUAAGGACUCCCCAAGAUCACGGGGGGAAAUGGAUGUGAGUUUGAGCAUUACCUUUUUAAAAUAACAGCGGAAAUCGAGAUAAGAACACAUAAGCUAAUGUUUUGCGCCCUACUUCGCGGAGGAGUUGUGUCGGCUUUGUAUCGCAUAUGUUCUUUCAUUGCCAUGAAAUGCGUUUACAUUGUUUUUUACUGUCAGUAGCCUGGUUUCAAUUAGCCUUAAUUUCAUCCCAUUGCUUCGAGUCGUUUUUAUGGCUCGAUCGUUUGCCCCAGUCGUUUGCCGGCGGAAGUUCCAUGGAAAAGGCAUUAAAUUUGAGACUUUUCGCCAAAUCAUGUGACCAUCCUCAAUGGUGUAGUGGCUAUGUGAGGUCCGGUUAAAUCGAAGGUACAGGGUUCAAAUCCUGCUAAGGACCUUCUUUUUCCCUUCUUCCUUUUUUUUUUUCUUUUUUGUUUUGUCUUGUUUGCUUAUUUGUUUUGCUGUUUUUUUUUUUUUUUGUUUUUUAAUAUAUACUUAAAUAACUGUUACUAAAGUGCAAUAAACAGCAAGAAAAGUAUUGUGUUUCCAGAACAAGGAUAGUAUAUUUAUAAUAUGAAUUUCUAUCAUUUCCUAAAAUUCACUGUGGGAAAACCAGAGGUGAUAACUAAUUGAUUAUUUUCUAAACAACGUACCCACGAGUUGACGAUAGUCUUUCUUUGAUUUUGUUUUUCGUCGGUGGGACCUAGUUUGUAGGCCCCGCGUUCCUAGUGAAGACCGUGGAAACUGGGGAUAAGAAUCGUGACGACUUUCAUUGUAUGGAAAUGAGUCUCGUGAUGAGAAUGCAGUUUAUUUUCGGCGAUGACUGAAAUUACGCAUGUAAGUUUGGCAAUGAUGUAAUUUUCCUCGAAUGGAGGCCCUAGAUUUUCGUGUAAUUAUGCACGACAUGCAGGCAUUUUAAAAAGGAAAGGAUGAGAAAAUAUUAUAGCGGGGAAAUCCUCAGGAUUUUGUGGCUUUUUAAGGCGUUACGUUUCUUAGAAUAUUGUCGCAAUUACAGUAAAUGGACGGUUAAAUAGAUUCACUUUGUUUUAUGUAUUUAAUUGACAGAUUUUCGUAGUUGUUACGAUUUGAAGUCGUGUUGCACUUCAUAAAUACUUGAGAUAUGAAGUAUCCACUGUCACGUAAUUUUUAGGAGCGCACGUGCGUAAGAUUUGCGUUCGCAAAUAAAAUAAAGGCAAUAUAUGAAAGGCCGCACGUACAAUUAUGUAAGCGUAAAAGUAGAAACUCGCUUAAUUUGACGUUUAAUCUCAAUACUUUAUGUCUUACCUCUAUUUGAUUUACGUGAUUAAAAUUUACGUGCGUUAACGUGCGGAGCCAAAAACGCAUCAGUGGAAAUCCACCCUAACGUGUCACGGAUGUGUUUAUACGGGUAGCUUUGAAUUUGACUAACCGCACACUCUACCUGAAGCACUUCAUGUCCAUAGUUAAUAGAAAUCCCAUAUCGAGCUUUUCCGGAACGGGUUGGUCCAAGAAUUCUAUCGCUUGAAACUGUUGAUUAUUUUGGAACAACUGAUCACUGAUCAGUGGUCGAAAAAAAAAGAAUAAUCUUAAUGAGCAAAACUUCAAGGUGUACUGGAAUUUCAGGAUCGAGGAUCGAGAAAUCAGUGAUCAAGGAUCGGUUAAAAAGAACUUGAAAUUAAAUAAAUAAAUAAAUCGUGGAUCAGUGGUGAUGUGGGCCGCAGACUGUAGAUAAAUUUCACAGAACAUAACCCUGUUCGCUGUACUGAACACUAAAUUCAAGUAAAAUAAUCCGAGUCUGUCUGAGUCAGUGAUUGUUUUGACGAGAAAGUGAAAUUUUCUGGGAAAGUGAAACGCUUUAUCCCGGUGAUACUGUAAUACAAGAGAAAACUUUAACAGUUUUUAAUUUUUAAGUGUACAUUUGUUUUCAGUACUCCUUAUUUUUCUUGUAAUUGUUGUAGCACGACCUCACCAGCAAUGCUGUUCUUUUUAUCGUGCCGUAAACUAAGGUUCUUACCUACCCACCCACCUACCUACCUACCUACAAUACAAUACAAUACAAUACAGUACAAUACAAUACAAUACAAUACAAUACAAUGCAAUACAAUACAAUACAAUACAAUACAAUACAAUACAAUACAAUACAAUAACUUUAUUUAAAGAGGAAAGCGCAAUAACCUAUUACAGUUUUCUAACCUACGGCCCUCAAAAAAAUAGAUAAAUAGAUAAAUAAGUUUAGAAGACUAAAAACAAAUUUAUAAAUAUAUAUAUAUACAUACACAAAAGAGACAAUAUUUAAAGUAGAAUAGGCUAUAAACACGUAAUGAAUAAUAUAUAAAUCGACGAAGGGGGGCAAAAUAUGUACUAUAAAUGAACAUGUAUACAUAUAUACAUAAAUAUAAAUUAAAAGACCUAAUAGUGGUUGUAGUAGGACUAUGAAAAACAGUGACAAUGAAUAGAAUAGCGGCCAGUCGAGCACAGUAGAUCCUCCAAGUGCUCGGCCGAUGAUAGGCGUGAGAAAAACAGACUUCGUAAUUUAGACUUAAGAGAGGAGGGAAGAAAUUUAAAUAUCAGUGGAGAAGAAGAAAUAGAAACUCUUUUAAGUCGAAACUGAGGUCAUUAAAAAGUUUAGUAGCAGUAUAGACCAAGGUGCGUUUCCCAGAGUUGCUAUUUGGGCAUGGCACCUUUAAGUCGUAGAGAGAGGCUCUUAUAAAACGGCCCAGAGGUCCACGCGAAUCACAAAGAAAUUGAAAUCUGUUUCUGAGAUAUUCAGGAGCAUUCGGAUUAAGGAGUACGAUGAAAAGAAGAAAAAGUUUUCUGUAUUUAAUAAGAUCAAAAACGGGAAUCCAGUUAGGUUUUAAAAAUAAAGAAAUAGAAGCCUGAGAGAGGUCGGCAUCAAGGAGUAUAGGCCCAGCACGCUUCUGAAGACGAAGCAGUCGUAAGAGGAGAUGGUGGGAACAGUUACCCCAGGCAGCAGAACAAUAAAUAAAGUAGUUAACACAAGAAUUAUAGAAUCUUAAAGCAGAAUCAAAGUUAAGAUAAGGUUUGAUGCGACGGAGAAGAGAAAGCCUACUGCUAAUGAUGCAGCAGAUUGUAUCGAUAUGAUGCUCCCAAGACAUGUCACUGUCUAUCAUAAAGCCCAGCAUCUUGGCAUAGUCCACUUGCUCAAUAGAUCUACCAUCGAUUUGGACAUUGAGUGCCGAGCUGGUUAAAGUACGGCGUUUCUGCGAGGUCGUAAUAAGUAAAGAUUUAGUUUUGGUUGUGUUAAGUGACAUUCGAUUAUUAUCAGCCCACGUAGAUACAGUUCUAGCAACUUCAUUCAAGUGAGUGCUGAGGGAAGUAACAGAGGGCCCUCGAACAAGAAUAGUAGUAUCAUCCGCAAACAUAGUUGAAGUUACGUCUGAAUGUAGCUCUGACGGCAAGUCGUUUAUAUGAAUAAUAAAGAAAAGUGGCCCCAGGAUACUACCCUGCGGCACACCUACAGAGACUGGAAGUGCUUCAGAUAGAGUGCCCCUAAACUGCGUUUUUUUGGGAACGCCCGGAUAGAUAAGAGCGAAACCAAACCAUGGUAGAGUGGGAACAACCAUAGAUACGAAGUUUAUGAAGUAACGUAUCAUGAUCCACAAGGUCAAAAGCUUUCUUCAAGUCAACUAACAAAAGCCCAUUAAGGAGUUUGUUAUCCAUGUUAGUCAAAAUGUUAUCAGAAAGAUCGGCGAUAGCAAGCUCACAUGAACGAGAACUACGGAAACCAAAUUGCGAAUCCAGCAGCAAGUCGUGUUGGGAAAGAAAGUGGUAAAAAGUUUGGUGCACGUGACGCUCAAGAAUUUUUAAGACAACAGCCAGAACUGAUAUUGGGCUGAUAUUGAGAACUGAUAUUGGGAUAUCUAUCUAUCUAUCUAUCUAUCUAUCUAUCUAUCUAUCUAUCUAUCUAUCUAUCUAUCUAUCUAUCUAUCUGUCUGUCUGUCUGUCUGUCUGUCUGUCUGUCUGUCUGUCUGUCUGUCUGUCUGUCUGUCUGUCUGUCUGUCUGUCUGUCUGUCUGUCUGUCUGUCUGUCUGGCUGGCUGGCUGGCUGGCUGUCUGUCUGUCUGUCUGUCUGUCUGUCUGCCUAUCUAUCUAUCUAUCUAUCUAUCUAUGUAUCUAUCUAUGUAUCUAUCUAUGUAUCUAUCUAUCUAUAUAUCUAUCUAAAAUGCAUGCUGUGUGCAACUCUAAACAUUGCACUCUGAGACUGUACGGAGAUAUUAAAAGUAGGUACUAAGCAGAUAUGGAAAAUGUCAUUAUUUUCACGCGAUAUUGAUAUCUUAUAAAGCGGACAACAAAUUCAGCAGGAAUACGCGCGAACUGAAUUAACUGUCUGUUGUAUAAGGUUCUGUUAAACUUACACUUUUUUCCUGUGCUGAUCAUAUACUGUACCGAGCCGUAUCUUGGUCCGGUACAAAGAAGCUAUGUAUAUUUAUACUGACAGAGUCAUGGGCCCCUGAUACCGAUAAAAAUCAUCGUUCAAUUUUUCGAGUGUAAUACUUCUCAAUGGAGCAAUAUCAAUAUGUAGAAGGUUUUCAAAGGUUUCACACCGGUUUGAGGCUAAGAUGUGCGGCCAGUCUCUCCUUGCAAUUUUUACUUUUUGAGUUUAUACAUUAUGACAUAAAACACUCGUUUUGUAUUCCAAACGAAAAAGUAGUAUAACAGCACCGGGGCCUUUGACAACAAAACUCAUCUCCAAGCAAGCGAGACUCAACGCUACUAAGAGCGUUCUUGUUAAUUAUGUGUUUCUGAUCAUUUGAGUAAAGUGCCUGUAAACUAGCUGGACAGGCUAAUUGCACUUUCCACUCUAAACAAACCUUUAACAAUGCUAAUGCCACAUUUGGGCAAAGUUUGAAACAUAGUACCUUUAACUAUAAACCAACAUAGAAAGCGUGCAUAUUUUACUGUAACAUUUGUUUUUGUACCUUUAGUGGACCUGGAGAUUCACGCGGGGACCUCGGGAGUGCUGUUUCUGGUUAUAGCUCAUUUUUAUCCAAAGAGGUGAGCAAGCAAAGUUUAAAACAAAUGGCCCAUUCCUUAUUUGCAGUUAUCCCAUUCACCGCUGAACCGCCACGUCCCUUCUACUGCUUGUGACAUCAUCAGUUUUGAACGGUCAAGAACAACUACAAAAGGCUCCCGAAAAUUCUAGGUGGCCUUUUUAGGGUAAAAAUCUGUUAAAAAUAGGCAAUUAUACCAUUUUUUAGUUGUUCGAAAAUCCUAGGAGAGGCAGGCAAUUAAGAAAUUUUACAACAAAUGUUCCGAAAAUUCUAGAUCUCAAAUCGUCUUCCGAACAGAUAUUUUUCCGAAAAUUGUCGUUGGGUGCCCCUGUGAACACAAUUCAGUCAAGGAGGCCGGAUAAAAAAGCAAAGAAAAAAAGAAAAGCAUUAUAAAGUUGACCCGAAAAUUCCGAUGAAAAUCUUCUUUGUCCAGAAAACAGCUCAACUAUCGUAGCUUCAAAAGGCGAUUUUUGGCAAUAUUUCCAGGAGCGAAUGGGUUGAAUCCUCAUUAUCACCACAAUUCAAAUGAAGAUUACUUUUAAUUAAUUUGUGCGCGAAGUGAAAUUUAUUCUUAAGUAUGGGCACUAGGGCUUUCUAAUAUUUUGCAUACAGUCCGACUUUAUGCAAAAGCUUUGCCCAUCACUCAAGUAAGUAUUGGUUAUGCUUAUUGACAGGUAAAAUUUCUUCCCCUUUAACAGGUUACUUCACUGCAUCCUGAGUCCUGGUUAAAGGCAGAAGGUAACUAUAAUAGUGCAUUAAAAUUGUCUGUGAGGCUAAAGGACAAGGCUGUCAAGCGUAUUAGCGAAUUUAUAUAGGGUUGAUGCUCAUUAAUUUCCCCGCGUAGCGAAGGUUCAUUAAUUUUGUCGAAAUUUAAUUGGCAACUUGGAGCAGUAGUCUAAGAGACGACCUUACAUGCAGGUGGUCCGGGUUCGACUCUCGGCCAAGGCUUUUUUCCCAUUUUUUCCCCCCAUUUUUUUUUUUUUUUUGCCUUUUUGUUUUGUUUUUUGUUGUUGUUGUUGUUGUUUUAACCUUUUUUGUUACUUGUUGGCUUGUUUCCCUUUAAUCAUACGACUGGCUCUUUACAGCUGUGCGAGGUAUUGCGAUAAACGUAUUUUCAGUAUAUUAUAGGAAUUUCUUACUUGGUUGGCCAAAUUUUAAGAGGUAUGGAGGGUUCUUUUUACCGGAGUAUUUCUCGCGAUUUGUCGCGUAGCCCGGGCCAAGCCCUCGGAUAGUAGGGACGUCGAGAAAACAAGGUCGAAGGAAAAUAAGACGCACGUGAUAUGGGGAAGAGCGAAGUACGCCUUCUCUCUCCUCAGCUCCCGCGCGUUAUUUGCAUCAGUUUUCAUAUCGCUGAACAUUACUUUCUUGGAGCCUGGAACAGGCUAUUUGUCGCGUAACAAGAGUGGCAAUUUCGUUGCAGCGCCAGAUUGCGAGCGAUAUCCGCGCGACUUUUCGCCUUCAUCCAUGUCCAAUACUCACAACUUGUUCAAGUGGUGAAGCCUGAGGUUCUAGUGGUAUAAGUCGUAGGAAAAGUUGUAGUGGAAAAAAAUUUACUGACUACAAGUCCAUCAACAGAGGUGUGCCUCAAUGGACAGUACUUGAUCCCAUACGUUGUUUCUCUAUUAUGAUCAAUGAUAUCAAGUGUAUAAAUCCGUCCAAUUUUUUGGUCCCGUUUUCAGAUGAUUAAAUUGUUAGCAUUCCUGUUUUAGAGUAGCCAUGUUGUCGGUAACUCCUCAACCAUUGCAAGUAGUGAAGUCCAACCUCAAUGAUAUGAUGCCAAGUUUAAAUGGGAAGUGAUGGUAAAAGGAAAAACACACAAACCGCUAUCCUCAUCUGUCAAUAAAAGAAAGGAAAUUAUGAGGGUACUUAGGGUCACCUUUGCUGAUAGUCCGACUUCGGAAAGCUUCCAUCUUUGAAAUGAUUUAGGCGUGGCCAAGUGACCAUGGCGAUGCUGGACAACGUAUCGUCCUGGUUGAUAUUAUACUCCUGUGUGGCGACAUUCACUCUCAAUUACCUGGGCGUUUUCAACGAGCUAAAGGAGACAGAAAGAAAAUCGCAACUGGAGACAUCAAACCGUCCACGGAUCACACAAGAAAGAAUCGAAAACCUCUCAUGUCCGUCGCCCACCUUAACGUUCGCUCUGUGGCGUCGCGCAAAAAUUUGUAUCUUCUUAAACAGACAGUUACCAAUAGCCACUUCGAUAUCUGUACCGUCUGUGAGUCUUUGCUGGACCCUACAGUAUACGACGCGGAUACUCAGUUUCGGGAUAUAAGACUUUCAGGCAAGAUCGAGGGCCACAAAGGAGAGGCGGUGGACUACUUGUCUAUGUUAAAAACAUCUACAAGGCCUGCGUGAUUGAAAAUGGUCCUCAGUGUCUGAAACCAAUUUUCAGCAACUAUGGUUGAAAGUGCUGUGUAGCAAAUUUAAAUCUUUUCUUCUCUGUGCAGUUUACAGGCCAUCGGAUGCCCCAAUCAAUUUCUUAGAAAACUUAAGCGAAACGUUUAAGACUUUUUGCUACGUGGCUUAAACGUACUAAUUCUUGGAGAUCUUAACUGUAAUCUUUUUGGAGAUGAUUGUGAUGGUCUUACACUGAGCGAGUUUUGUUCUACCUUUUUGUCUAUCACAACUCGUUAAAAUCGCAAAAACAGUGACUGAAAAAUCCAAGUCACUUAUCGACGUUGCUUUGACAACGAACGAGAGUAUCGUUCAUGCUUGUGAUGUGAUGGGUCAUGUAGCCGCUCUCCUUACCCUAAUAGCCAAUUGGUUCGAUACCCUAACCGUGAAACAGUGGGAAAUAAUGAUAAACAAUGAUGUGUUACUGUUUUCUGUGACCAAUGAGGAAACACCUUACGAGUAGCUCCUACAUUACUGGAUGUGAUACACUUUGCAAUCAGUGGUCACAGCUCAGUGAGCUUAACACUCAAUUAAAGACGCCGAGACCAAGGAGUUCGUUUGUGGUCACGAGAAGCUAGAAAAACUUUGUCCGUGAUAGUUUUAUUGAAAAUCUGGGUAACGUUCCUUUAUAUAUAGUUAAUUUUUUUGACGAUCAUGACGACCAAGUACAUUCCUUUAACUGUCCUUUCCUACAUGUUUUGGAUGAUCAUGUUCCCAUCAAACAAAUUAAGAUUCAUUCAAGGCCUAAUCCGCCUGUGACACCGGAGAUCAAAGGAUCAAUGAACACGCGUGAUGUGGUACAGGAGGGCUAUGAAGACCAACGACAAAUUACACUGGGAUGCGUAUCGCCAUUUUCGUCAGGAAGUUUAACGUGAAAUCAGGGUUGCCGAAAAAGAGCAUGUUUGCUCUGAAAUCCUAAAAUCGAAUGGUAAUACCAAUUCGAUGUGGAAAAUUCUUAAUCGUUACAUUCCAAGGAAGAAUGCUCUAUCAGCCACUGUCGAAAAUCCACUUAUCUAGCAAACAAAUUCAAUGAAUUUCAUGGAAAUGUAGGUAGAAUGACAGCUUAGAAAGCCACGAAGCUUGCCGAGGAACACAAUUUUAACAUUUAUGAUACCGAGGGAAUUUAUCCGUGCGAAUCUGAUCGCAGCUCCUGUCCAAACAAUAAUCCCUUAUUUGCAUUUCAACCCAUUACCACAAGCGAUGUACAUAAGAUUAUUAAAAGUCUACCUUCAAAUAAAGCUCCCGGUUGCGACAAAGUUAACGCCAAAAUUCUGAAAGACGGCUCACCAUUUGUUGCUCCCAUUAGAACUAGUCUUAUCAACAAUUCCUUAACUUUGAGUUCUUUUACACUUCUAUGGAAGAAAGCAGAAAUCGUUCCGUUCUUAAAUCCGGGGACAGUGAGGGGCCUGCAAACAGGAGACUAACAUCGCUACUCCCUAGUUUAUCAAUUUCCUCGAUUCUAACAAUUGCAUACAUCACCUGCAAAGUGGAAAUAGAAAACUUCACUUUACCGAUAUAUUGCUUAAUAAUGUGGAUCAAAAGAAGAAAUCUGUUAUUUUUCUUUUGGACUUGUCCAAAGCUUUCGACAGCAUCCGACACGAUUUAGUGUUAUGUAAACUUCGCAAAGCUGGAAUAUCUGAAUCUGCGUGUACCUGGUUCGAAAGCUAUUUAUCACAACCUCAGGGUGUCCAGUUCCUAUUUUUUCCUAUUUUUUGAGCCUAUUCCUAUUUUCUCCUAUUUUUAAACUAAAACCUCCUGUUUUUCCUAUUUUUUAGCUGGUGAAGCCAAAAUUUGUUACAAAAUUGAAAAUGGAAUUAUAGUUGUAUGUGUUUUUGAGUGAAAUUUAUCAUAAAGCAAGUAGCUUGUUGACUUUGAUGUUCUAAUAUUAGUAAAAAUGACAGUUACGUUUGUUCUUUCCAUGACCUCUACUGCCUACAGUUUUGUUAACAUUUUUUUUGUUACUUUUUGUAUAAUUUUCUCAUGCACUUGCAUGUAUUGUAUGAAGUGUUAUAGUCCUCAUGACUAUUGAAUACUAGUAAAAUCCAACUAGUGGUCUAUUAUCAGUGCUGCAUUCUGAUUGGUUGAGCUACUACUAGGCUAUAUGUUAUAGCCCACUAGUAGCGAAAAGUGCGGGCUUUUUGGCGGCAAAAAAGGAUUAAAGUCUAGCUUUAACUAGGUAAAAUUUUUGUAUUCUCGAUAUUUUUGACCAACUAGUUGGAUUUUACUAAAACAAUUAUUCCUCUCGCCCUCAUGGCCUCUGAGUCGAUAGCCCAUUCGGCCGCUAUUGACUCAGAGCCCAUUCAGGUUCGAGGAAUAAUUGUUAAAUAUUUUGCAUAGCCCACUGAAACUGCAUUUCAGUAUCUGUACAUGUUAUAUUUCAUUUUGAAGUCUUGCUCGCUUUUAUGUUCAUCUUUGAAACUGAAAACAGGAUCAAGUUGUCCUCUCACAACACAGGCCAGAUAAAUCAUCCAAUCAGCUUCUUGUUUAAAAAACCAAUCACUAGCUGAUUCUGGAUGCUGCAUGUAAAGAACAGACUAAAGUUUAGUUUCCGGCACUAGCUCUCUUGGUGAGCCCUUGUUAACAGCUAUACCUAAGCAACUGGUGAAGGAUCCAAUAUUUUGGUUGCAAAAUCGGUCUUACAGUGACUGUCAUAGCUUAGCAGAGUGUUAUGUUCUUCUUGGAACGUAACCAUGACACACUUACAAUCUGGUACCAAAUAGAUCGGUGACAUAUAAUAUUUUGCAUACACCGCAGAGAGCCCGGUUCCAUACUUAAAAUUAUGCGGUCUUUUGACUCAAACAAGCAUAUUCUCAACCAGGCACCGAUUGCAGAUUAAUAGAAGGAAAGCUUUCCAUAGGACUUUUUUCUAUAUCCUUCAAUGACAACUCAAUCGUAAGAAAUUUCUAUCCUAAGAAAUUUCACUCUUCAAAGCUUUUGAAAGAUUUGCCGUCAACUUGAAGGGAAUUUCCAUAUGAUCACCUUUGAUUAUAGAACCACGCUCGACCUGUAGUCAAUCAUAUCAUUCUGAUUUAAUACAGCAUAACUGAGCCAAUAAACUAAACAAAUAAACUAAAUCCUGUGAUCAUAGAAUCUGAGGACUCGUAGCCUUUAUUAUAACCCUUAUGGGGUGCAGGGAAGCUAUCUUUGUCGACAAAAGUACUAUUGAUUUUCCCAUUUUUCUCCUAUUUUUUAAUGCAAAGUUUCCUAUUUUUCCUAUUUUCUCAAUCCUGAGUUUCCUAUUUUCCUAUUUUUUGAGCAACCAUGCCGCUGGACACCCUGCAACCUGAACAAGUCGUUAAAAUUCCGAAUACCGUAUCCAAUCCCUUACCCCUAACUGUUGGAAUACCGCGAGGAUCCAUCAUGGGCCCGGUAUUGUUGACAUAAUACGUAAACGAGCUUUUUCGAGUCCCAAAACAUUGCGAACCACUCGUCCAUGUGGAUGACGACACAUUCCUCCUCUGGGUUCCCCUUCAGCAAACUUCACAAAACUUAACGACGUUAUCUCUGCAGUAAACGAAGAUCCUAAAGAAAUAUCGAUUUGGUGCUAUAGAAAUUCACUGCUCAUCAACCCUGACAAAACAAAGCACCUUUAUGUGGGCGUUCCACAACUCAUGAGGACUUUACCUACCCCAUUACCAAUGCUGGGAACUCGUCUAGAUGUUAGGUGUCUUAAAGCUUACCAAGAAACUUUUAGUGGUCAUGGUCACCGUUGAAAGGGAUAUUGGCAUCAUCAUAGACAGGCAUGGUACUAUUUUCACUGGUGUUUAGAUGACCUCUUUUUAUGUGUAUGGCUGCACACGUGGUUAUUCCCUACUCCAGACCAGUACCUUUAAACAUCACUUUCAACUUGCUUGACACAACUGCUGCCUUUUGUUCAGACUUGUGGUAUGUUUUGAGAUCGUCUACAAACAACGGAUGCGUGAUCUUUUGGUUAGGAUUGUGAGAUAAAUUGUACCCCUCUGUGCUUCUCAAGUACUAUACGAUUGGAUUCAGAGCAAUAGUAAAAAAUCUUCCACAAAAGGAGUCGCCCUGCAAUAUCUUUUUGUUCACUUUGAUGGGACCGAUCUUCUCUUUACCCUUGCUCGUAUUUACCUCCAGUGUGAUUCUUCAUUUCUUUAUGACAGACUUAAUUAGUUUUAUUAGGCUAAACUGUAUCCCAUGUAUUUCCAGUGUUUCCUCAAAUCCACUCAACUGCAGGAUAAGUUCUUCUUUUGUAAGUGUGCAUUUAAGAAUAAUUUAUUAUUAUUAUUAUUAUUAUUAUUAUUAUUAUUAGUAUUAUUAUUAUUGAAAAACAUGUGAAAGAUGUACUCUCGGCCAACAUCUGCAAGAAAUGGGUGUACAAUCUAAUAGCUAAAACGAAAAAGAAAGAGAAAAAAAGAAAAGCCCGCGUUGCAGAAGCCUCACGGUUUCUUUGGGCUUUAUAGCCAUGUUCGAAUUUCAGUAAUUUAUUACUGUGUCAUAAUAAGGUGGUGAAAAUAAAAUAGAAAAUAAAGAACACCGUAACUUUUCCACGUCGACAGCCCCCAGGACUUCUAGCUUCGUUAUGGCACUGUCGUUCGUCAGAGGAAAGUCAAAACAGCUCCAAAGAAUAUUCAAGCAACAGGGUGGGAAUAUUUACAGCAAUCUCUUCAGCACUCUUUGGUGGUAGCGCCUAAGGGUGCCCAGCAUAGAAAAAUCAUGUGGCGUGUUUAAAGUUUAACUACAGAAGGUGUUGGAAGGAACAUGUGGGAGGGACAGCCAGGACUUUUUUCUGCGCUUCCUUGAGCAAACAGAUGGACAACAACCCACGUCAGUUGCCAUCCAAGAGCAUACGGACGUCCCUGGCCACAAUUUCACACUAAAUAACGUAAAGAUCCUGGCAAGAGAAGAGAAUCUUGGCCAAGGAAAGAUCAAGGAAGCCCUCCGAAUAAACCGCAGCCAUCCGGCCCUCAGCCACGACCGAGUCUACGAGGGCAUGCUCGCGUUGCUCAGUUUCGCGUCUUGAUAAAAGGAAUUUGGAGUUUUCGAAACUUCCACUUAAGUUUCAAUUUGUUUCUGUGUUGUAAAUGUAACACUCCCCCGUGAGCAUUACGUGAUGCCUCAUUGUGAUUGGCCCGUUAUUCUUGAAAGGAAAUACAGGUCAAGUCAAGUCGACACUUAGACCCUGUUUACAUGGAGUGGGGGACCCCGGUUUCGUGGGGUAGGUUUCUUUUGUUUUGUGUCCCCCAGAGCGUGAAAACAAAAGAAACCAACCCCACUAGACCGGGGUCCCCCACUCCAUGUAAACAGGCCCUUACUCCGUCUCGACAAAGGUAGCCUGUUGCUUUCUUAAGCAUUCCUCAAAACCGUUGAUGGACUUGGAUUUUUCACUCGCGGAGGACGCAACCACUGGGAAAAUAUAGAAAGCCACAAAGUAUAAAGCUUAUCGUGACAUAAAAUUACCUCGACAAGCAAAUAAUUCAUCUAUGACGGAAUCACCGAAAUCAGCAAAAUACAUCUGCAGGCUGUUUGGCGGACAAAAUCAUUUUCAAGCGACUAGCUGAAACCAGUCCACCGCGGCAAUUUAUGUUCAAUGCAGCUUCUGUUCUCAUUCAGAAAAACCAGCGUAGCGACUUUAAACAACAUGACAAGCUUUGCACAAUCCUCGUACAACGGAACAACUAAGUUGUUUUCCUCGGCUGUUUAACUUUGUAAGUGUACCAAAUAUUCAAAUUUAUAGUAAAUUUCGGGGUAUUUUCUGUGUUUUUCCAGUGUUGCAUUUUAUGCCAGUCUUUUUGAGGCUUUGUUUUUACGCCUCUUAUGAUAUCCUCUGGUCAUUCUUUCCUUUGUGUCCUCAGUUAAGCGGUAUACUUUCGCAUCGAUUUUGCUUACGCCAUUUCUUCGACAACUUUGGUUCGUCAAGCGGAGGGUGGUGAAAACGAACACCACAAACAGAUUUGACGCAGUUUCUAUACAGAGGGACCGUAAAAGUUUAAACUCUACCAUUCAGCGACGAAACUAUAAAUACUUUGCUUCUUUUUCGCAGACAGUCUGUUUACUUUCGGUGCUUCAGUAAGUAAAGCGUGAGAAGAUAAGGUUAUUAUGAGUUUUCCUGAUCAAUACACAAAUGGACAGAGACUUUGCGCCAUCCUGUUCAUCCUGUUCGCGCGCGCGUGGGUGGAGCCCCAUAGCUAAGUAAAUCUACUCAUCCCAGAACAUUUGGUAAUCACACGUUACCGUACACCGACCGACCGCCCGAGAGACCGUCCGUCCGCACCACAGGAAAACCAAUGUUUACUUUCACACUUUUUAACUUCUUUGGGAGCCCAGGAGAAAACUGAUUGCACAUCAAUGUUGUGAUCAAUUGACAGCUAUCAAAACAAGGUAUCUGCUGACCAGUAGCACCUGACCGUGUCGCGGGCUCAGGUGUCGACCCAUCGAGGUCGAGUGAUGUUUUAAGUUAUCCGCCAACAAGUUACUAGUUUUCAAAUGGUCGCUGUAAAUUCAUAUGAAAUAUGUUGUUUUUAUGUCACUAUGGCCCCGUACUGUUAAGAUUUUGAUUUCAAUCUAACCUCGGACGCAAAAAUUCAGCCAGUUAUUUAGAAAUACAGGCGGGAAAGACUUUUUCUUACCAAGGUCACGCGUUGGUCACGCUCUACGUCCAAUUUUUAUGCUCUGAUUGGUCAAAAUUUGGCAGGUGAGUUCAUACGGAAAAUUUAUGAAGCAUCUUGAAACUUGUUUACUUUGACAGCUGAAGCUGACAGUUUUGUGUCAACUUGUGAUGUUUUUGACUGUCUUUUUCCACUGGAUGUACAAAAUUAAAUACAGCUGCUAUCAAGAGUCCUCUGUUAUUCAUGUAAUAUAUCAAACAUGAGACGCAGUGUUUCAUCACCAGAUGAAACACCGAGAAGAGAGUUGAAAAUACGACGCGCAGCGGAGUAUUUUUGACGAACUUCGAGGUGUUUCAUCUGGUGAUGAAACACUGUGUCGAAUGUUUGAUAUUUCUUCUCAAACAAAAUCAUUUUUGAAGGAGAAAUUAAGGAUGCAAAUACUGAGCAGUUUUUCAUCCGAUUUCCAAACACUCAUUAAACAUUAAUUUUCUUUGUAUUUUCUUUAUGAAUUAUUAAUGAGUUUGAGAAGGCUAGUUUGUUUAUUGGUUUUGUGGUUGAGAGAUGCGUCGCUUGUCAAAGUCGGAAAUCCGAUUUCGGAUGGCAUCGUUUUCGUUUUUCACCUUGCUUGAUGCGUAAGAGGGUUCAAUAGUCUCAAGCUAUUCUGACCUUACUUGAUAGCUUUCCGGAGCUGCAUCUCGAAUGGUAAGCCUGAGUAAUUAUUUUUUUUUUAUGUUUGUUUUUUAUAUCUAAUUUUAUGAAGUCGAGCACCGUUUAUGCGGCAUGUUUAUGCACGUUUGUAAGAUUUGAGACAAUGAUCUGACCUAGUAUCAGGUUUGAUAUAAGCUUACAGAACUUUAAAAAGCCUUUAGAUAUAUUUUCUCACCGCAAAUAGAAAGAAAACGUUCCGAAGAAUAUUUAGUUAUAAAUUUGGCUGUAGAGAGAAAACUUUGAGCGACUUUCUUGCCUCGAGUCAUCUUUGAAAAAAAGCAAACACCAGGAGGCCAGCUUAAAAAAUAAACUUAAGCUGUAAGCUUUAAGACUCAGGAUUUUUAGAAACACUUUAAUGCUUGUCUUGGUGAAUGAAAAUUGUUGUCUCUGUAAAUGUUUCACCAAAUUAUGUUUCUUUUAUUAAUUGUUAGUAGUCUCCCCUGCAAUUUUAAUCGCUGUGCCGUUUGUUUUCAGUCGUUCAUGAACAUCUGUUGCUGGAGUACUCAAAAUGCCGCGCGUAUCAAACGCCUUUUAAGAUUACACAUCGUUAUAAAACCAUUAAAUAAAAAAAUAAACAUGAUAAAUUCUUUAUUAUGUUGAAGCGUAAUUCUAUUAAUGUUCACUGCAAAUUUGGCGCUCGUCAAAAGUGGGAACCGGCUGGCCGUAUAGGUAAUUUUGGAAAUUUUUUGAACGGUUUCACUAAUAGCCCACGAUUGAUCGUCCUGAAUAUUGACUGAGUGCAAUUUGUCUUGAAAAAUUGUGAAAUACUGCAUUCUGUCCGAGGUCUGUAUGAUAAAUUGUACUGUUUCACCUCAGAUGUGAUGUAUAAAAAGUAUAAAAGGUUGGUUUACGCACCCCCAGAUUUGUUGGCAAGAUUUUGUAAAGUAAACUUAUCGAAAGCAAAAAAUUCGGCCUGAUUUGUUUCCCAAGAAUUUGUUUUCCAGGCCUAAUCUACUGUGAUCAAGAGCCAUUAUGGCUCUUGAAUGUUUGGUGUACAUAUAAGGCUAUCAACUCGAUGUAAGAUGUUUCACUCUAAAAUCACUCAGCCUUUCCCUCAAAAGUUAGAUGAACGUCCCUUUAAGUUAACUGAUUUAUGGAUUACAAGUUUAUUGUUUGAUUUAAAUUAUAAAUUUAUUAAUGGGAGCUUCGCUUUUAGCCCUGGCUAAAUCUACAUAUUAAUCAUUAAUACCUUUCCGUCAUGGUUAUAUCUAGAAUUUUGUAGUUGAAUUCAAGAGUAAGCGAAACGAAGGCGAUAUGGCGCGUGGCACGAUAAAAAUAUCCCAUGCUGCCUGUCAGUAGUCCAAUAACGCGUGAACUACGUUAAUCGGAAGUCAUACAAUUUCCACUUGUUUAGUAACCUUGUUACCUAGCAACAAUUACCUUCAUCAAGGGUUUAAUCUCAACUUUUUUAUCUUCUACUUAUCUUAUGACACCAUUUACAUUUUGCUUGUAAUUUGGCAACCAACGAACACCGUGCUCUGAUGUUACAUGCGUAAAGAAAUCAACCAAAGAAUUGUAUACCGUUAAAUUCUUCGGCUUCAGGAUCCGAGCAGUACAUGCGUGAUGGUCUAUGUUGCCCAAAUAAUAUUUAACGCCUUACCCUCAGGCCCCUCAUCUCAUUAAAACUUAUGAUAAACGUAGAUUAACAUUGUAAAGAUAGAUUUCAUCUCUAACAUUAGUUUCAGGAGAUGUGCCCAUGGCCUCGCAGCAUAGAGUGAAAACAGGGGCGAAUCUAGGAUUUUUCUCAGGAGGGGGUGCACAACUACCAUUUUUACGGCAUUUAACAUAAAUUCUUCAACCUCGUCUCAUGUUUUACUUCCAACACCAAUAAACCACAAAGUUGAAUUGAAAAGCCGCAGGUCAUCUCAGGGGAGGAAAUGCGUACCCCUGUCUCCUGCAUCGUCCCCCCGCUCCCCCCCGUGAUACGCCCCUGGAAAGUUAUUGUGUCGAAGCUCAUACGGAAUUACCUCUUCUUUUUAACAGAUGUGUUGCAAAUGGACAAGCUUAGUAUUGUUCCUGAACCGAGUCUUAAAUCCGCACAUGAGGGAGAAUCCGUUGAAGACCCUAACGACGACAUUUCCAUGGAUCCAGGUGAACUGCGUAUGGCAACGGCGCGUGGAGUGACAGACAUUCGUACAGCAACCAUGAUGUUUGAAGCUGAGCACGAGGAAUGCAUUCGUGUGUUGCCAUAUACAAAGGAUAGUCAGAUUGUGGUUCAGUUUUAUGUCUAUAGUGGGGAGUCUGGUAUUCCAAAAGAUUUAAAGGAAGAAGCCCAAACGUUUUUCGAAGAUAUGCAUGUGAAGCUGGAAUGGUUCGAUCUGUAUAACGACAGCGUGAACAUACUGAAUGUUCAACCACUCAAGUAUCCAUUUGGCAAACCCACACCAUUGACCGCUUCUCAGGUUGACGAAAUGAAUGAAGUGAUUGAAAACAAGCUUCCUGAACUUUCUAAGCAUCGCAAUGUUACCUCUGUGCAGGCCUCUUUCAAAAUCACAGAUUCCACGCAAACAGAUAAGCCAUGUAUUACGAUUUAUGUGCUCGGUAAAGGCUGUAUUCCAUUUGGUGAGCUUGCGUUUCCAAAUGCAUUUGAGGGUUACCCCGUGGAUGUUGUGAAUGGAUUCUGGAUAAGAGCAGGUAAACCAUACUGGAAACCAACAGAGGCACAAGAGCAAAGUGAUGUGCUUUGUUUAGGAGCAAGCGUUGGCGUACAAGGAAAGAAAUCAUCUGGGUCACUAGGUGCUAUUGUGAAAGACGGUAGCAAUUAUUAUGCUUUGUCCUGUGAUCAUGUAAUGAACUCAGAAGAGUCAAAGUGUAUUAUUCAUCCUGGACUCAAUGACCACCUAAACUAUCUGAAAUAUUAUCUAGCACAAUAUAAACGUUGUCUAGAUGAUGUAACCGGCUUGGAAAUAGAGUGUUCAGUUGAAACCCUUUCAUCGAGUGAGGCACUACGAAAUAAAUUCGAAGAGCUAAAGCUCAUAAAAAAUAAUCACCCCAAAAGAAGCACAUACACCAGGACGGAUCUGGCAAGAAUUGAAAAGCUUGAGAAAGCUUUUGAAGAAGGGAACAAGCCGCCAAGAAAAAUAGGAGAGUACUUCGUUGGUGUCAAUAAAAAUGUUUUCUGGCCCCAGACUAAUGGCAAAGAAUACUUCAUCGAUGCUGCCAUUGCAAAGUUGCCUGACGAAGAAGUAACACGUUUAAAACAAAGCCGGACAGCUAGGUUGAUUGAAAGUGAUAUGAAAAUAAGAGGUGAAUGCGAACCCGAAAAUAUACCGGCCAUAUUAGAGACCAAUAAACUUUGCAAGAGUGGCCGAACAACGGGAUAUACGGAAAUCCGCAACAAAAUUGUUGGACCUGGCGUCGCGGCUCCGCAUUUUAUGAAGCCUCCAUUGUACGAGCUACAUGAUCCAUUUGUCAGUUGUGAAGCGAAAACGUUCUUUUGUGAAAGUUGUGGAGAAAGUCAACGCUUUGUCGCUGAAAGUGAACAACGUCGCUCCUGUGAAGAGUGCGGCCCAGGCAAAGCCGGUGUGUACGAUAAGUUUUGGUUAAAAAGGUGCUUGUGCAUCCAAGAAGGAGAAGAAGGAUUUGCAAAGAGUGGAGAUUCUGGAUCUGUGAUCUUCGUUAAGGUAAAGAAAGACGACCUCGAAAAGAAAGCAGAAUGCGACCCCAAAAAGAAAGCAGAAUACGUCCUCGACGGUGUUGGCCUUCUUUUCGGUAUACAAAAUCAUCAAUAUUAUCGUUAUAUUUUUGCAUCACCUUUAAAAAUUGCUCUAGCUGCUUUGACCGAGGAACACCGAGAUAUUUGCAGUUUAGUACUGGUUGCAAGUUACCAAUGAGUGGCGCACCAUUUUGAGUGCCAUGCGUACAGCGAUUGUUUAUUCAAAAUUCUCUGAAAUAUUAUGUCAAAACGUGUGAUUUAUUUGAGAGAAGGUAUCGUAGGACCAGCUGCGGUUCUUCAGCCAAACAAUAUUAACAUUUUUCGUCUGUGAGGGACUGGUCAAAAAGUAUAGGGGGCGUGGGCCGGAGCAUUUGGAAAUGUGGUUGAUAAAAAACACACGACCCACCCCCUCCCUUCGGCACAAAAAUGACUGACCCACCCCUAAAGCAAGGUUGGAAAUUGCAUGACCCACCCCCUAGUUAAAACAUGGAUGUUUGGUUUCC
Messenger RNA from Porites lobata, 28202 nucleotides. The record is from the annotation of a GenBank genome assembly. Lineage: Eukaryota; Metazoa; Cnidaria; Anthozoa; Scleractinia; Poritidae.